Molecule: messenger RNA, 3173 nt
Organism: Oncorhynchus masou masou (cherry salmon)
Lineage: Eukaryota; Metazoa; Chordata; Actinopteri; Salmoniformes; Salmonidae
Product: GATOR2 complex protein WDR24-like
Exons: 12
Coding region: 326-2707 (793 amino acids)
Biological process (GO): positive regulation of macroautophagy; cellular response to amino acid starvation; positive regulation of TORC1 signaling
Cellular component (GO): GATOR2 complex; vacuolar membrane; cytosol
Molecular function (GO): protein binding
Source: RefSeq, a predicted model, not a curated record
GCCAGCUACCUAGCUGUGUAUCUGGCUCCCAGGUGAUUUCUACCUCCAAAUUAGAAGACAAAUGUUCGAUAUUGAUUUGCACUCAUUGGCUGUGUGUCUCAGUCAUGUUGUGUUUGGUGUAAGCACCUUAGUGUGUCAUUCUUUGCUGUGGUCCAACCUCAACCAGGGUCCCUUUGUUAUAAUCACACAGGCCUCUGGAGAGCUGGGAACAUUAAGCAGUCUGCCAUGCACCUCCGGAAAAUGGAGGUAACCUCUGACAGGACUGUAUGAGGAAGCCUCUGUGUUUCUUUAGAAGCAGAGAAGACCACCGCUGCUAUUUGAAGCCAUGGAGAAGAUGUCUCGGGUCACUACGGCCCUAGGCAGCAGCACCAUCAGCGGGCGCACCAUGUUCUGCCACCUGGACGCGCCCGCCAACGCCAUCAGUGUGUGCCGCGAUGCCACGCAGGUGGUGGUGGCCGGCCGCAAUAUCUUCAAGAUCUACGGCCUGGAGGAGGAGCAGUUUGUGGAGAAGCUCAACCUGCGCGUGGGCCGCAAGCCCUCGCUCAACUUCAGCUGCGCCGACGUCAUGUGGCACCAGAUGGAGGAGAACCUGCUGGCCACGGCUGCCACCAACGGGGCAGUAGUCACCUGGAACCUGGGCAAACCGUCGCGCAACAAGCAGGACCAGCUGUUCACCGAGCACAAGCGCACAGUCAAUAAGGUGUGCUUCCACCCCACCGAAGUCUACAUGCUGCUUAGUGGCUCCCAGGACGGCUACAUGAAGUGCUUCGACCUGCGCAAGAAAGAGUCUGUCAGCACCUUCUCAGGUCAGUCAGAGAGUGUAAGAGAUGUUCAGUUCAGCAUGAAGGAUUACUUCACUUUUGCUGCUUCCUUUGAGAAUGGUAAUGUCCAGCUGUGGGACAUACGGAGGCCAGACCGGUAUGAGAGGAUGUUCACAGCCCACACCGGACCUGUGUUUUGCUGUGACUGGCACCCCGAUGACAGGGGCUGGCUGGCCACUGGUGGCCGGGACAAGAUGGUGAAGGUGUGGGACAUGACCACCAACCGGGCCAAGGAGAUCUAUUGCGUCCAGACUAUUGCCUCGGUGGCCCGGGUCAAGUGGCGUCCUGAGAGGAAGUGGCACCUGGCCACCUGCUCCAUGAUGGUGGACCACAACAUCUAUGUGUGGGACAUCCGGAGGCCCUUCAUCCCCUUUGCCACCUUUGAGGAGCACAAGGACGUGACCACAGGUAUUGUGUGGCGCCACCAGCACGACCCCUACUUCCUAUUGUCAGGUUCCAAGGACAGUACGCUCUACCAGCACAUGUUCAAGGAUGCCAGCCGGCCUGUGGACCGGGCCAACCCUGAGGGACUGUGCUUCGGCCUGUUUGGCGACCUUGCCUUCGCUGCCAAGGAGAGCCUCAUCAGUGGCGACGCCAACAGGAAGCCGUACCCGGGUGGUGACCGCCGCUACCCCAUCUUCUUCUUCAAAAAGCCCGACCUGACGGAGCAGUUUGCCCACGUGUCCAGCGCCCUCAGCGUGUUUGAGUCGUCUUUGGAGAGCAAGCGCAUGGACUGGUUUGUCAAGACGGCACGCCUCUACCUCCUCAGCGGCAAACCCUUUGCCGAGCUGUGUGACCACAAUGCCAAGGUGGCCAAGGAGCUCAACAGACCUCAGGUUUCCACUACAUGGACGAUGCUUCGGAUCAUGUUCUCAGACCCAGCGAACCUCUCAACGCCGGGUCCAAAUCACAUUGGCAAAUUGGGCACCCUUCCUUUAAUGAACAGUUUCAGUAUGAAGGAGAUGGGCAUGGGGACGGAGAGCAGGCUGGACCGCAGUAAAGGAGAGAGCAGACAGGACAAUAUUCACCUAGAGCUUGGGAACUCGCUAAUCAACAGCAACAAUGACGAUAUUUGUCCCACUGCAGAGAAUGAAGAGACCGAGGGAAGUGAGGGCCAGGCGGAGUACAUGUUUGGUGAUGCUGAGCUGGACGACGAUGACCUCUACUCAAUGGAGCAUGACAACCAGGCCGUGGAGGAGCAGGAGUACACGCUCCCCCAGGAGGCCUUCCCACUGCGCCACGAGAUCAUGGACAACCCGUUGGCGCCGGAGCACCUGCAGCAGGACAAGGCCGACUCGCCGCAAGCCAGCGGCAACGAGGCAGAGGUCAUGUGCUUGACGCCCAUCGAGUCCUUCUCCCUGAUCUCAAUCUCCCAGCCACUGUUCAGCCCCCAUCUUCCUGCCCCCUUCUUCUGCCCUGUGGUCAGGGAGAUGCUGAGCCAUUAUGCUGAGCAGGGCGACGUGCAGAUGGCUGUCUCCGUGCUCAUUGUCCUGGGAGACCGCAUCCGCAAGGAGAUCGACGACCUCACUCAGGAGCACUGGUACAUGUCCUACAUUGACUUGCUGCAGCGUUUCGAGCUGUGGAACGUGUCCAACGAGGUCAUCAAGCUGAGCACUUGCAGCGCCAUCACCUGUCUGAACCAGACAUCCACCACUCUGCAUGUCAACUGCAGCAACUGCAAACGGCCCAUGAACAACAGGGGCUGGAUCUGUGACAGAUGCCACCAGUGUGCCAGCGUUUGUGCCGUGUGCCACCACGUGGUGAAGGGGCUGUUCGUGUGGUGCCAGGGUUGCAGUCACGGCGGGCACUUGGAGCACGUGAAAAACUGGCUAAAGAGCAGUUCCCACUGCCCGGCCGGCUGCGGUCACCUGUGUGAGUACACCUGACCCUCCGCUCCACCCCUGCCCAGCUUGCUCUCUGUGUGAGGGGGAGCACCACACCUCAGUGCCUGGCUCACCAUGGCCUGGGUCUCACACUCCAGGCUGGCGUCUCCUGAGACUGGGGUCCACAAGGGUCUGGCCAUGGUAGCAAGAUGGCUACUAUUGGAAGACAGGUGGGUAAGACUGGAGACCAAUCCACAGAACCAGUCUGAGAGGAGGACAUGUAUGUACCGUAUGGAGCACUGUUAAAAGUUUGAUGGGCCCCUGCCCUACUCAGUGCUCACCUUGGCAAUGACCGAAAACUUGAAGUUAAGUGAAAACAAUCAUUUGUGAAUAUAUAUAUAUAUAUAUAUGCUGAGAUGGCCUUUAUUUUUAAUUUCUUCAAUGGCUUGAUCAGGUGGCUCUCACACAGUUGGGCAGACCUCUAUGUUCAGCACAGUGUUUUCUAUGGCAAUAAAACAUUUAGACAGAA